Oppia nitens is the source of this 2829-nucleotide messenger RNA. RefSeq lists its product as uncharacterized. Gene Ontology annotation, biological process: transmembrane transport. Lineage: Eukaryota; Metazoa; Arthropoda; Arachnida; Sarcoptiformes; Oppiidae. The record is from RefSeq and is a predicted model, not a curated record. The coding region runs from base 1 to 2829 and encodes 942 amino acids. Gene Ontology annotation, molecular function: monocarboxylic acid transmembrane transporter activity. The transcript has 5 exons.
AUGAUAUCAAAAUACAUUUCAUCGCCAAUACUGUCGUCUCAACCAUCUGUUCCGUCGACCAGUUGUUCAUCAAAUGAAGACGAAGAAACCGAACGGUUGGCCUCACAUCGACCGCUGUACAGACCAAUAGCGGCCAAGUCGUGUGUGGCCAGUACUAUGCCGACGGCAACUAUAACAGGUCUGCCAUAUAAAAGCAAAAAAUCCAAUAUAUUUUCGUUGACCACUGCAAACACUGGUAACGGUUACGACGUAAAUGGGAGGACAAACAAUCCAUUUACACAUCAUAACGGUAUCAUCAAAGGUGAGUCCGGUGUUACUGUUCCAUACAAUCGGCGACAAUUCCGAUCCAAAUCGACCAUUUCAACUGAUCCAAAGUCACCAUAUUUUUCAUCCAAUGCCUAUACAUUAGUGAAAAGCAAUCGAACUCUGAUGGAUAGGUGUCUGAGUGACAGUGCAGUCAAUCAAUCCCACCACAAAAAGUUGUGGAAUAAUCAAUGGGGACAGUUGUCUGGCAUACAUAUCGGGCGACCAGAAAACGGUGUGCCCAACGGUGAAAUACCGGGACUCAAUACGCCACUAUCGCCGGACGACCCCAAAGCUGUCACUAUUCAUCAACAUUAUUAUCCUGAGGGACACUGGGGCUGGAUAUUGACCACAUGUGUCUGCUUAGCCAUGAUUUUUACGUCAGCACUGACGCCGGCUUCCGGUUUCAUAAUUAUCGAUAUACUCAGACAGUUCCCUACUGAAGACGGCAUCUUCAGCGCAGUACUAAUCGGAUGUCUGUCCACAUCGAUAACACUGUUCCUCUCGCCGGUGGUCAUUGCGAUCUGUCGGCGCAAAUCGAUCCGUUUGAUUGCCAUAUUGGGUGGUCUGAUAACAGCCUUGGGAUGCCUUUUCACAUCAUUUGCCACACAAUUUCAUCAGCUGUUUGUCAGUUACGGAGUAAUUGUCGGUAUCGGCGUAUCGAUGAUACGCGAGACGGCCGUCAUUAUGAUUGGACAGUACUUUAAAAAGAAGCGCGAAUUUGUCGAGUUGUUUGUCAUCGCCAGCUCUGGACUGGGAAUCGCUUUUAUGCCAUUAUUUCUUACAUUUUGUAUUAGAUCAAAAAACUGGCGGUUCGGUUUCCAAGCACUGGCAUUGAUAACAUUUAUGACAUUUUUUCUGGCGGUUCUCUACCGACCGGCCUCACUAUACCAUCCGCAGAGACGGGCUAUACUUCACCUGAAGAGCCUUCAGAAGCGAUCGAGAAUUAAAGACAAACUGAAGGGUCAUCACUCAAACUCACAAAAACAAAGUCUGGCGCCAAAUGGUAUUCAUAUGGGAUCAUCACUCGACAAACCGCCCUAUUUUGACUUUUCGGUACUCAAGUCGCGUACGAUUCAGAUAUUGAUUUGUGGCACUUGUAUCUCAUCAUUUGGUACAACAACACCUCUAAUAUUAAUGACACAACAGGGAUCAGUUGAAAACAUUGAACACAACUCAUUGAUGGCAUUGCAGGCGUUUAUGGGAAUAGGUAUGGCGUUGGGCAGUACAGCUAUUGGUGCCAUUAUUGUGAAAAACUCGGUCGAGUGUAUGAUUGCCCGCCAGUACUUAUGCCAGGCCUCGUGUUUUAUGCUGAGCGCAACACUACUGACCUUUACAACACUGGACGACUAUUCCGGUUAUGUAUUGUUUGUAUGGAUUUAUGGAUUUUUCUAUGGGGGGUAUCAGUACUCGUUGAAAAUGUUCAUCUAUGAGAAGGUCAGGGCUCGCAAUUUCAAUCGGGCCUGGGGUUACGUCCAGUUUUGCCAAUCUAUACCAACCAUUGUAGGCAUUCCCAUAUCAGCAUUCCUGAACGACCACUUUGGUGAUCGUAGCGGUUACUACAUGUCCUCCCUGUGCAUAGCGUUGGGCUCAUUGGUACUAUUCUUCAUCGAUGCCCACAAAAAACGAGUGGCAAAGAAACGAAAGAUCAGUAGUGUUAGCGGCACAGAGAUGGCCAACGAUGUCGUGUCCCGUCGGUGUUCACACGAGCCAUCCAUGGAUUUGCAUCAAUACUUGCCGGCACUUCGGGCACCGAACGAUACUUUUGAUGUCAAUUAUAACCGAUUUACCGGCAAUACCCGCGUCAACGAUAUGAACACAUUUAACUCGAUAGCUGUAAACCAUAUGGAUUUGGUUCGCAACAACCAAAACAACAAUAAUAACAACAAUCACAUCAUUAACUCCAACAAUAACCGUACCUCCCGUUCCAAUUCGAUAUUCAGUUCAACAUUAGGCGGACCCAUCAAUGGUGAACUUACCUGUAUAUCCGAGGAAAUAGUAUUGGAUAAUCUAUUGGAGGAUACCAUACUCGACGAGUGUCUUACUUCGUGCAAUAGAGAAGAUAAGUAUCUAAUGUUAAGUGAGUUUGAGAACAAUUUGAACGACAUGUCCGAAGAGGCCAAAGCCAUCAUAAGAAAGCGCAAAGAAGACCAAAAGCGAUCGUUUGUCUUGAAUGGUGGCGACGUUCACGAAGACAACUGUCCGCUGUCUAAGAUAAUGAUUGACAAUAGAUAUAAAGUCAGCACAAAUCCAUUGCAGAAAAAUUAUGGUCAAAAAUUUUUGACGGCUAGACAGAGACGAGCCUCGUUUGCCGGUAUUACGGCCAACGGUUCGUCCAAAUCGGACAUUACUAACGGUGUCAUUGAAGAGGAAAACACAUCCGAUAUUAUCAGUUGUUGUCCACAAUCGCCAAAAUCGUGUCCCAAUUGUGGCGACCAAAUGACUCAUUCGGCGAAAAUGCUUCGCGAAAAGAUUACCGAAGAAGACGAGGACAUCAAUGAAGAGGAAGACAGUAUUAAUGUCUAA